This is a messenger RNA of Jatropha curcas, 886 nucleotides long. Its product is annotated as autophagy-related protein 8C. Lineage: Eukaryota; Viridiplantae; Streptophyta; Magnoliopsida; Malpighiales; Euphorbiaceae. The record is from RefSeq and is a predicted model, not a curated record.
CGGAGAUACAGAAUUUGCUUGAAAAGGGGGCAAUCCAAAUCCAAAUCCCACCUAUUUCAAUCUGAAAAGCGAGUUCCAUGGGAAUUCAAAAUUCUACAAGUAUUAGAUUUCGUGUUGGGAUCACAAUCAAACCUUAAUAAGUUUCAUUGCAAAAUUAUUGUUUGUUUUGGAGAACUCUCAAUAUUUCCCUUUCUGAUAUCGACCCUUUAGGUUGUUCCAUUUUUUAAUUUUCAAUUAGAAGAUCAAUCAAUCAAUCAAUUCUCCUUGUAACCCUUAAUUUCCCGAACUAAUUCUUUCCCUCUCUAUCGUUUCUUGUCAGAGAGGUGUAGUCGAAGCUCGACUGCGGCCAUGGCUAAAAGCUCUUUCAAGCUGGAACAUCCUUUGGAGAGGAGACGAGCAGAAGCUGCUCGCAUUAGGGAGAAGUAUCCUGAUAGAAUACCCGUAAUUGUGGAAAAAGCUGAAAGGAGCGAUGUUCCUGAUAUUGAUAAGAAGAAAUACCUUGUGCCAGCUGAUUUGACUGUGGGGCAGUUUGUAUAUGUUGUCCGGAAAAGGAUUAAGCUCGGAGCUGAAAAGGCUAUAUUUGUGUUUGUGAAGAACACUCUACCUCCAACUGCUGCAUUGAUGUCUGCAAUAUACGAGGAAAACAAGGAUGAAGAUGGUUUCCUUUACAUGACUUACAGUGGGGAGAAUACCUUUGGAUAUGAUCAAGGGCAAUAGAAUCUAUCUAAUGAAACCUCGAAGAUGUAAAUACUCAGCAACCCUUUAAGUUUAAUGCCCUGACAAGCUUAGCUGUUCUAUUUAUUAGGAUUUUAUGUCGUUUAAGGUACUAGAAGAAGUUUAACUUCACUGCUUUUAUUGCUAAUAAAAUGAUCUUAUUUUUCCAUUA